AUGAUGACGCCGUCAAAGGGGUUGGCCAGUGCCGUCAGCGAGUGCGCUGUAGUGGAUGACAUGCAACAACAUGAAAACUCAGAACGAGCAGACGAAGAUCAACAUCUCGUGUCUUCUGAUGAAGAGGGUCGUGUUGUUGAUGAAGAGGCGGAUGAAGAAGAGAAUCCAAACGCUCUUACCCCUGCUGACAAACAUGCGGAUGGUAAAGAGGACAACGAAAGCGUUUUUGAACAAGAGUCCUCGGAACACUCGUCGGCUGGCGAGGGAAUGGCGAAGGAUUAUCUUCAAGCGGGAGGCGAUAACGACAGCGAUUCUGAUGGAGAAUUCCGUCAGGCUGGACAAGACGGGGAAGAAGCUGCUGCUGGUGCAAGUCAAGCGGAGGAAGAUGCAUACGCUAUGGACCACGCCGAAUCUUCUCCGAUGAACAAUAAGAUCUACGAUAGCAAUCACGACGAAGAUGAAGUGGAGUCUGCUUCUCCUGGGGAUUCUCCAUCGCCUACGGAUUCUCUCUCUCCUGUGGAUGAAGAACAAGAGAUAUACGAGGCUUGGGCGCCCCACCUGUUUGAAAUGGAUGAAGGCUCAAGUUCAACUACUACGGGCGAAGUGAAUGCUUUGCCUUCUUGUAGAGCCUCCAAAGACGGGAGUAAAUCUACUUGCGAAACCACAGCCGCGGCAUCGUCGCCUUGUCCUACUACAGAUGACGAAGAGCCACAGUCUCUGGUGCCGCCGUAUCCUGCAGAUGGAGUGCUGCCUGUGGGCUCUUUUCUGCCCUUCCAGCAGGACGCGCCACUGGCUACAGCCACCGGGGGAGGCGCAGAAGCAGACGGCCGGGCCCAGGAGGUCGCUGCGCAGGUGGUUCACAGCAUGUUCUUCAAAAAAGCGCGACAAGGCUCAUCGUCUAGUAGUGUACUAACUAAACCCAUCUUGGACGCGCCUCCUGCCCUGAGGACUGGGACUUUGGCGGUUCCUUUCUCUCUGGUCUCACCUGCGCAGCUGGAAGACUUGCUCAAUGCUGUCGGGCGCAUAUUUCUAGCCGAGGGCAUUGUCGUGAAGCCUGUGCACUCCCUGCCAACGAAGGUCUUCGGGAGCCUUCACGGACAGUUGGUCGAUCUGCUUACUUUUUUCCAGAGUUUCGGGUUUCCGCACUUGAGCCUUGAGUUAGGCGACCUAAGCUACACACACUACGUCUUCCUUGGCGACUACGUGGAUCGUGGAGCGCAGAGUCUAGAACUUCUCACUUUGUUAUUCGCGUUGAAGUUGCAGGCGCCAGAACGGGUCACGUUGCUGCGCGGACACCACGAAAACAGACACGUGAAUGCGCAUCUCGGGUUUCGCCAGGAGUGCGAAGCGCGUUUGCCCCCUGGCGAUGGGGCUCGGCUCUACGACAUGAUCAACCGUACAUUUGAGUUGAUGCCACUCGCAUGUCAACUCCGGAGUGGCUUUCUCUGCUUGCCAAAUGGGUUGCCAAGACUCCUUGACCAUGAACUACGAGAACACAGAACUUCUGCUGCUGGUUUGCGAAGCUUGACGCAUUUGGAAUCUCUGAUGGGGACGAAGCCUGUCAUCGUCCCGCGCCCACAAGCUCUGCACUCAGGCGACGACUUGAGCGAAAGCGAAUUGUUUCUCGUCCGCUACUUCUAUCCGCAUUUAUCCGAGGUGUCUGGCAGUAGUGAGAAGAGCGGGUCCACAGAGGAAUUUCUUCGAGAGAGUGGUGGGCUCUGUGCGGUGAUCACCAGCAGGCGGAUACCCGAAGGCGGUGCUGCGCUAGCUCCCCUUUCUAUUGCUGAAGCAGAAGAUGGCAGGGGAACACAGAGGGACCAGUCAUCUUCUGAAGGAGACAGGCAAGAAGAGAAGGCAGACCCCAGUCGUCUAAAUGAAAUCAGCUUGGUGAGCUGUGCUGAUGUCGGUGGACUGACGCGAAAUCGAGCGGCUAUGCUCCAAAUAGUCUGCGAUAGCAAGAUGAACACUCAUCGAGUCGUCAUAAGGCGCGUUGCGAGUGGCCCCUCGUCAGUCGCAUGGGAGCUUUUUGUAGAGCUAUUUUGUGGCGGAUCUGUUGCUCUAGGUCUAGGUGUCAGCGAAAAUCCUGAAGGGGAGGAGGAGAAUGGAGUGAGUAGAACAGCAGAAUCGCAUAAGGAAAUGCGACACCUUGUGUGCGCAGUCCCGGAGACCUGCGCUCAGUUCUCUCGAUGGCCAGCGCAGCCCAUGGCGCUGACUCCUCGUCGAGUAGUGCACAGCGCACAUUCUUCUUCAGAAGACACAUUGUGUGUAGAGUUGCUCUAUCCGAUAGAUGGUUCUGCGCCAUUCACUAGAACAGACAGGCUGAAGCCUGCCGCUGUGAUGGCACUAGAUACGGCGGACCGGGUGGAUAUUGCCAGCCUGAAUCCCCUACUUUUGCGGACGCAUAGCACUGGCAUGCCACGAGGAGCAGAAGAUGCUGGCACAGGUCCGCUUCAACCACGAGUGUGGGGGAAGGCUCUUUCAGUGUUUGACUCGCUCGUCUCGUACAACGGCGAGUCCCUCCUAUCUGUGAGUGAGCACGCAGUGGUGGAUUGGCUUACAGAGAGGACACAAGGAGAUACGUCGUUGGGCGCGACGGCAGCGGUGCGAUCGGGAACGCUAGCGCGCUGGGUCCGAAGCUUUCUCGUAUUCCACAGGAGUAGCACAGAGGCAACAAAUUCGCAGAUCACUGCAGCCGACUUCUUGUGGGGCAUAGUCGCGAGCAGCGGCUCCGUCUCCCUGAGCGAGGAAUCCUUGGCGACACGCUUUAGCAACUACGCAGUGUUCGCGCGUGCGGCAGUCGUACUGCAACUCCGCGCCGACGAGGGUGUAUCAGACUGGGACGAUGGUGGCGCACUUUUAGAACAUAGCGCGACACGCUACGGAAGUGCAGAUGCUCUUGACUUUUUCCGUGACAUAUUUUCCCAUUUUUUGUGAACGAUGGAUAAGUAGUAAGUACUCAAACUCAAGACUCGCAUCAUCAAAAGACAUCGACUUGUUUUUUCAUCAAAAAUCUCGACACCAAACACAAUGUUGCGUAACGAUGUCAUCAAAAGAUGAAACUGUGAACUUUUCUUUUUGCUCUGGGCGCGAAUGAUGUAAAGUUCUUUGUUGAUGUAAAGAAAGGGUUCUAAAGUUAAUGUAAAUAGUUUGGACAGAACUGCAAGAUAAGUAAAAGGCUAGCUACGAUGAAAAAGAAAGUUAGAGUAAAUAGUUGGAAGUCAGGUUUUCUCAUGCACAGUUGAACUCUUAACUUUAUGGAAGUUCAAGUGAUUCCUUUCACGUGAGCCCUUAUUGAGCUUUUUUUUUCUCUCCUCUCUCGUUGGUUCGCAAGUGAACUAUCUACUCUUCUGCUGGUCUUGUCACAUCGAUUCAUCUCGCGUGUAGGUGCCAUGUGCCUAUUAUGGAUGCACAGAAUAAGCAAGUUAUGUAUAUCAAGCUUCUAGCUGUUGUCAAUUCUAGAAAGGAAGUUAUGAAUUUUGUAUGUAAUCAAAAGAUGAAACUGUGAACUUUUCUUUUUGCUCUGGGCGCGAAUGAU
This is a messenger RNA of Amoebophrya sp. A25, 3535 nucleotides long. Lineage: Eukaryota; Dinophyceae; Syndiniales; Amoebophryaceae. The record is from the annotation of a GenBank genome assembly.